AUGUCCCUCGGGCUCCUCCGGAACAAAGUAUCCAACGUCGCCGCAAAAGAUCUAGCAAACUUCGUCCUCGUGUUGACUGUCUGCGUCUGGCUCUUAGUCGUAAUCUCACGCAAAGGGGGUGCCACGUUCAGCACAACAUCCAGACGCUCAACUCCCUCCCACUCCCGGGGAAGAGAGAAGACAGCCAGAAAGCCUGGAGAAUGGAUACCCUCUGAUUUCAAGCGGCCUACAGCGCCGCCCUACCCCGGCUGGGAUGUCCACUCUACAAAGCCGAUUCUCUAUCGGCCUUUUCGAUAUGGGCCGAAAUACUUCGUUACGAUGGGACUAAGAAGUAUGAAAUGGGAUGAGUGGAUAGAGCUCGAUAAUCACUACUUGAAAUUCCACGCGGACAAAGCUCGCCGCAUCGCAGAACGCGGUGAUAAAUGCUGUAAGACGGCGCCCGAGGCAAAGGAUGCAGCGAUGGAACUCCUGGAAGAGCUAUGCGCCUACCUCCCCGAGCGCUAUCCAACUAUGUUCCAGAAGACAUCGACAGGGAUUAUCAACAUGGUCACGAACGAGACAUUCGACAUCACAGCGCGGCCACUAGCCGAAGACCCGAUGGUGAUGAGCGCACGUCUAAUCCAAGACGACCUCGCCAUCAUGAUGGAACGCCCGGACGGCGAGUACUACCUCGUGGCCGGGGCAAUCCUGCUAGCUGGCUUCUGGCGCCUGAGCGACAAGUUCGGGAUGCCGUUGUCGGAGAUCCACACGUCCGGCGACGUGCCUCAGUUCCGCUCGAAGCUCGAGAAGGGGAUGAAGAAUUUCUUCCGCCGACUCAGGCCGGAAGAGCCGGUGCUGCGCAAUAACUAUUUCAUCCAGGUGGACGAGAACCUGGCAUGGUCGUACAGUAUUGGGGCGGAAGACUCGGCGGAUGUAUCGUGGGCAACGGCGGAGAAGAACAGGGCGAUUGAGCAUCAUUUCUUUCGCUCGGAGAGGCAGUCGCUCAGGCGGUUGCCGCGGUCUGGCGGGGUGGUGUUCACGAUUCGCACGUAUUUUGAGCCCGUCACCGAGGUUGCGAAGGAGCCGUAUGUGCCGGGGAGGUUGGCCUCUGCGGUGCGCAGUUGGGGCGAUGAUGUGUCACGGUACAAGGGGAAGGAGAUGUAUCAGGAUGUCUUGCUGGAGUAUCUGGAUCGAAAGCAUGAGGAGCAGGUUGCGGCUGGCUUGGAGGUGGAGCAGGAAGACGAGGGACGCAGUUAUCCAUAUUGA
Molecule: messenger RNA, 1245 nt
Organism: Penicillium lagena
Lineage: Eukaryota; Fungi; Ascomycota; Eurotiomycetes; Eurotiales; Aspergillaceae
Product: heme-dependent oxidative N-demethylase family protein
Exons: 5
Coding region: 1-1245 (414 amino acids)
Source: RefSeq, a predicted model, not a curated record